AUGUUGUGGGGUGGGACUCUGGAAGCAGAGAAAGGGACUGAUCUUGGGGCAGAGUACAGAAAUGUGGUGGCUGAAAUGGUGGAGUUGAUUGGGAAGGGAAAUAUUUCCGACUUUUUUCCUUGGCUUGCCAGGUUUGAUGUGCAAGGAAUUGCGAGGCGUGCGAAGCAGCUUCUAUCUGUGACUGAAAAGAUUCUCAACUCUGCCAUUGAAAAGCAGAUGAGUGAGGCAGCAGAGCAAGAUGGGGGGCUAUCGCUAAAGCAUGAAAGGAAAGGCUUUCUGCAGUUCCUGUUGGAGCUUAAUGAGCAUGUAGAUGAUGCAGAAUCGCUUACUUUGCAACAAAUCAAGGCCCUGCUCACGGACAUUGUGGUUGGUGGAACUGACACCACAGCAACAAUGGUGGAAUGGGUAAUGGCUGAGCUGAUGCAACACCCAGAUGACCUGAAAAAAGUUCAACAAGAACUGAAAGAAGUUGUGGGGUUGAAAAACUUGGUUGAAGAGUCUCAUAUACCCAAAUUACAUUAUUUAGAGGCCGUGAUUAAGGAGACAUCUAGAUUGCACCCUGCUCUGCCUCUUCUGGUUCCCCAUUGUCCAAGUCAAUCCACCACCAUUGGAGGCUUCAAAAUACCAAAAGGUUCAAGUGUUUUUUUAAAUGUUUGGGCCAUUCACAGAGACCCUAAUGUUUGGGACAAUCCCUUGGAAUUUAGGCCCAAGAGGUUUCUCAAUGAUCCUCGCAGCAACAACAUUCAUUACAAUGGCAAUAAGUUGGAAUAUCUUCCAUUUGGUUCUGGGAGAAGAAUGUGUCCUGGGAUUCCCUUAGCAGAGAGGAUGAUGAUCUAUGUGUUGGCUUCAUUUUUGCAUUCAUUUGAGUGGAGGUUGCCCAAUGAUGCAAAGCUUGACCUUCAAGACAAAUUUGGGAUUGUGACAAAGAAAAUGACUCCAUUAGUUGUCAUUCCAACACCCAGUGCACCACCACCAGCUGAGCAAAUGAGCAAUUUGAAGCACUUACAAUGGUUUUUCUGGCAAUGGGAGGUGCAGCUGCACCUCCUUGCGCCUUUAUAG
Prunus armeniaca (apricot) is the source of this 1059-nucleotide messenger RNA. The record is from the annotation of a GenBank genome assembly. NCBI's taxonomy places the organism in Eukaryota, Viridiplantae, Streptophyta, Magnoliopsida, Rosales, Rosaceae.